AGGGAGGAUACUCAGCGUAAGGGUUGGAACAGAGGAGAAAAUGUUUAGAUUAUUAGUUCAGCGUUCAGUUCGGUCCUCCAGGUCUAUUCUAGGGAACCAAGUUGACCAGCGGCAGUCUCAUCUAACAAAAACUACAAGGUCAAGGAGCCUAGGACUAAGCUCUGUAUUGCUAGAAAAGAAUUUAAGCGUAACAUACGAGCUUGGAUCAGGAGAACGAGUUACAGUUAAGGCAAGUGAAGGAGAGAAUCUGCUUGAUGUUGCAAUCAAUAAUGAUGUUGAUAUUGAUGGAUUUGGUGCUUGUGAGGGAACUCUGGCGUGCUCAACCUGCCAUCUUAUAUUCUCACCAGAGGACUACAAAAAGAUUGAAGAUGUUGUAACAGAUGAAGAAUUGGAUAUGCUAGAUCUUGCAUUCGGUUUAACUGAUACCUCACGACUAGGAUGCCAGGUUUGCAUGACCAAGGCGCUAGACGGGGUGGUUGCUAAGGUUCCUGAAGGAGUAAACGAUCAGAGAUAAUCUAUCCUAUCAUUAUAAAUAGCAAACCCAUUACCAACUCGUGGGAACAGGACAAGCUAUUGUGUGUAAAACUAGGAAAGUAAGAAAACAAUUAUUUCACAAACCCUGGCAAAUGUCCCCUCUACCAUGUCAAGAAAAUGUCCAUCGUGUUGAAAUUUACUGUUUUAAUGCGUCACACUCAAUCCUUUUCCCUCAUCUUAGUUCUAUACACACUAAACUUAAGCCGGGUUUAACUUUAAGUUUGGAAAAUGGAGUUAAAACUGACUUUUCAAACUAGGUUUAAGUUAAAUAUGGUUUUAAGUUGAUAAUCUAUCAAAAUCAUGUCUAAGCAAACUAAACUCUUGAUUUUGAUAUUAGUGGCUGGAGUCCUAUCCUUAGAGUUAUACAAGACUGCGUUUUUUUAAAUAUAGGAUACUUCAGAGAAGAAAUCUUUUUAAAAUUAGUUUAAUCAAGAUAUUGACGUUUUAUUAAAAUUUAAACAAGACUUAUUUUUAAACAUGAAUUAACGAGAACAAACAAAAAUAAGGGACUAAAUAAAUGCUUUCCACUAAUUUUCUAAAUAAAAGUGAAAAAUUGAAUUGCGUAAUUUAUGCAUCUACUUUGUGUUACCAAUGGUUACAAUUGCUACAAAUAUAAGUUUGGAAUAUUUUUAUAAAUCAAAUCCCUUGAUUAUCCAACCAAGUUAAUCUUGCAAAUUAUAUUGUUUUAUAAUCA
Messenger RNA from Eurytemora carolleeae, 1228 nucleotides. RefSeq names its product adrenodoxin (gene Fdx2). Gene Ontology annotation, molecular function: 2 iron, 2 sulfur cluster binding. The transcript has 7 exons. Gene Ontology annotation, biological process: P450-containing electron transport chain; positive regulation of oxidoreductase activity. The record is from RefSeq and is a predicted model, not a curated record. Bases 41 to 514 code for a protein of 157 amino acids. Gene Ontology annotation, cellular component: mitochondrion. Lineage: Eukaryota; Metazoa; Arthropoda; Copepoda; Calanoida; Temoridae.